CAUCUAGUGAAAUGAUUCUGACUAUUCUUUUAUCUUCACCAAAAAUCAUAAAAGACUUGGGAAAUUUGAAUACUCAAAUCUGUUCCUAUAUCAAACUCUCCAUGGAAGAAAUGAAGUAAAUAUUGGAAGAAAAAAAUAGAAAAAUCUAAAAAGAAAAUGCAGGACCACAAUUACACCAUUAUUCUUCCGACCCCAAAUUAAUUGGGCAAAAUAAUACUAAUAAAACUUGUUUGGUCUGCAUUAUUUUAUUAUUUAUUAUCUGCAGAAGAAUAUUAAUAAUAACUUGUACCAUGAAACAAGCCACCAAGGCAUGGAAAUCAAAGCACCUCUGAAAUGGAUCAGUGUUCUACUCAACAAAAAAUGACCCACCAGCUUAAUGCUACAAUAAAAAUAUAUAACUUUAAUUAAACAAGCCAUAAAAGUGGAAUUGAUUAAUUAGUUAAUAGCAGUGAGUGCUGUUUUAAUGAAGAAAUGAAAAGGAAAGAAAACUGUUAAAAGUAAUGGCACCUGGAUGUAGCAUCCUACUCAAAAGACAGUACUGCCCUUGUCUUUUUUGCAGUUAUUGAUAAGGCAAGGGGAGAGUGAAAAGGAAAUCUGGUAUGGUCUUUGGUGGUGUCUGGCAAAUGAAAAACUACCUUUCCAGAAUAUUGAAGUUGAUGAUUAUAUGUAUUUAUAUUUGUAAUGCUAAUUGAGAAAUUCACCUUCAGGCUAUAAGGAAUCGUCCAAGUUUCAUUUUUGUUUUUUCGUUAGGCUUAUAUUCUUCAAUAGUUCAACUUUGAUCGAAUACUUUGUUUUGUUUUGUUUUUCAUGUAAAAAAUCUGCCCUUGUUGCUCUAUAGCUCCCAAAGUUUGAUUAUUUUUUUCUCCUUGUUUGUUUUCAUGAAUUAUUGUGUCUCUUCUUCACUGUCUCUUAGUAUACCAGAAAUCUAAAAUCUAUUUUUUUUUUAAUUAUUUGAUGGAAGGCUUGAAGUGGGUAUUUGAAGAAACCACCAUUGUUGCUCAAGUCAAGCUGCUUUUAUAGUAGUUGAGGUUAUCUGCUCCAGUGCAGCAGCAGCCAAAUAUCUGCAAUGAGAAAGAAGUUAGCCUCAGUGCUUAUUUUGUGUCUUGUUUUAGUGGUUUUUAGCACCACUGACUCUGGUGACCUUGAUGUUUUAAUGCAAUUCAGAGAUGAACUUGAUAAUCCGGAGCUCUUGAAAUGGCCCGAAAAUGGUGGUGAUCCUUGUGGUCCUCCAAGCUGGAACCACAUCUAUUGUGAGAAUUCCAGGGUUACUCAGAUUCAGGCUCAAGGUAUGGGUUUGAAGGGUACUUUGCCUAAAAACUUGAACAAGCUCUCCAUGCUCAAGAACAUUGGUCUCCAAAGGAACCAGUUGAGUGGAAAGUUGCCAUCUUUUUCUGGUUUAUCUAAUUUGCGGUAUGCUUAUUUGGAUUACAACAAUUUUGAUUCUAUUCCAUCUGAUUUCCUUGAUGGUUUAGAUAAUCUGGAAGUCUUGGCAUUGGAUGACAACAAUUUUAAUGCUAGUACCGGCUGGUCAUUCCCUAAGGCUUUGGAAAAUUCUGCUCAAUUGACCAAUCUUUCUUGUAUGAACUGUAAUUUGAUCGGGCCAUUGCCAGAUUUCCUUGGUUCCAUGCCUUCCUUGACAAACUUGAUGCUUUCUGGUAAUAGGUUGUCUGGUGAAAUUCAGGGAACUUUCAAUGGCAGUGCUGUACAGAUGCUUUGGCUGAAUAAUCAACUGCAUGGAGGGAUGACUGGUCCAAUCGAUGUUGUGGCAACAAUGAAGUCCCUCACAGUUUUAUGGCUGCACGGGAACCACUUCACUGGAACAAUCCCAGAGAGUAUUGGUAAGUUAACUGUCUUGAAGGAUCUCAAUCUUAAUAGUAACAAACUUGUUGGCCUAAUUCCUAUUAGUUUAGCAAAUAUGAGACUGCAAAACUUAGAUUUAAACAAUAAUCACUUGAUGGGUCCAAUUCCAAUGUUCAAGGCAUCAAAGGUAACUUUUGCUUCAAACAAGUUCUGUCAGGCCACUCAGGGGCUUCUUUGCUCCCCAGCAGUUAUGGCACUUAUAGAGUUUCUUGGAGGGGUGAAUUACCCUUCCAAGCUUGUAUCUUCCUGGUCUGGUAAUGAGCCCUGCAACUGGUUGGGAAUUAGAUGCAAUAGUGGGAAGGUUUCAGUCAUAAAUUUGCCCCAUUAUAAUCUCUCUGGUAGUUUGAGUCCUUCAGUUGCAAAGCUGGACACCCUUUCUCAAAUCAGGCUUCAAUCUAACAACCUAAGUGGUCCCAUUCCAAAUAACUGGACUAGCUUGAAAUCCCUAGAAACUCUGGAUCUCAGUGGCAAUAACAUAUCUGGUCCUUUACCAAAAUUUAGUAGAACUGUGAAGCUUGUCGUAACUGGUAAUCCUUUAUUGAACGGUGAUAAGACAGACCAUACCAAAGGGGCUAAUAUUCCACCUGAGAGUUCAGAUUCUCCACCCAAUAUCCCUACUACCUCAUCGCAAGAUACAGUUCCGGGUUCCUCUGCCACUAACUUUUCUCUGAAAUCAACAAAAACAAAAGGUUUCAAAAGAAACACAUUUGUUUUGAUCAUGGCUCCUGUUGCAAGUUUUGCACUUGUUGCAUUUCUUGUCAUUCCUCUAUCCAUCUACUUUUAUAAGAAGAGAAAAGACAGUAAUUUGGCUUCAACUUCCCUGGUAAUCCCUCCCAGGGAUCCAUCUGAUCCGGAUAACAUGGUUAAGGUUGUUGUUGCGGCCAAUAACACCAAUGCAAACCCUUCUACACUAACAGGGAGUGGCUCUGCAAGCAGAAAUAGUAGUAGCAUUGGGGAGUCUCAUGUUAUUGAAGCUGGAAAUUUGGUCAUAGCAGUUCAAGUUCUUCGGAGUGUAACAAAAAAUUUUGCAGCACAGAAAGAGCUCGGCCGUGGUGGCUUUGGUGUAGUUUAUAAAGGGGAACUAGAUGAUGGAACGCAAAUUGCAGUUAAAAGAAUGGAGGCUGGCGUGAUUACAAACAAGGCUUUGGAUGAAUUCCAGGCUGAAAUUGCAGUCCUUUCAAAGGUUCGGCACCGUCAUUUGGUAUCUCUUUUGGGUUAUUCCAUUGAAGGCAAUGAGAGAAUUCUUGUUUAUGAAUAUAUGUCUCAAGGUGCUCUUAGCAAGCAUCUUUUCCAUUGGAAGAGCCUGAAAUUAGAGGCUCUAUCUUGGAAGAGACGGCUAAAUAUCGCCUUGGAUGUAGCCAGAGGAAUGGAGUAUCUUCACACCCUGGGUCAUCAAAGCUUCAUACAUAGAGAUCUCAAGUCUUCAAAUAUUUUACUUGGUGAUGAUUUCAGAGCAAAAGUUUCAGAUUUUGGUUUAGUCAAACUUGCUCCUAACGGGGAGAAAUCUGUUGUGACCAGGCUUGCUGGGACUUUUGGUUACUUAGCACCAGAAUAUGCAGUAUACUUCAGUUACAGGAAAAAUCACCACCAAAGCCGAUGUUUUUAGUUUUGGUGUCGUGCUGAUGGAACUUCUGACUGGAUUGACUGCACUUGAUGAGGAUAGGCCUGAAGAGACCCAGUACUUAGCUGCAUGGUUCUGGCAUAUCAAACCAGACAAGGAGAAAUUAAGGGCUGCUAUCGACCCAUCUCUCGAUGUAAAGGAUGAAACAUUUGAGAGUAUCUCCAUCAUUGCUGAACUUGCUGGACAUUGCACUGCAAGGGAACCCAGCCAACGGCCAGACAUGGGGCAUGCUGUGAAUGUAUUGGCUCCACUUGUUGAAAAAUGGAAACCACUGGAUGAUGAUAAUGAUGAUUAUUGUGCCAUUGAUUACAGCCUUCCUCUUAAUCAGAUGGUGAAAGACUGGCAGGAAGCUGAAGGAAAAGAUUUUAGUUAUUUGGACCUAGAAGACAGCAAAGGUAGUAUCCCGGCUCGGCCUACUGGUUUUGCAGAGUCAUUCACUUCUGCCGAUGGUCGAUAAAAAAGAGGUACUUUGUUGCAUUUCUUUGAAUUCCUUGUUGUUAUAAAUAGUAGUUUGUGUUCUAUCUAUUUGAGAAUUCAAUGUUGAUAUAUAUUUCCGCAUUAAAUAUAGUCGUUUGUAAUAUUUUGCUGCUUAUGAUGGUGUAAGUUGCUUUGAUUAAUUUUAUGGGCAGAGACGUCUUGUUAGCCAA
Molecule: messenger RNA, 4128 nt
Organism: Gossypium arboreum
Lineage: Eukaryota; Viridiplantae; Streptophyta; Magnoliopsida; Malvales; Malvaceae
Product: receptor-like kinase TMK3
Exons: 2
Coding region: 1067-3466 (799 amino acids)
Biological process (GO): protein phosphorylation
Molecular function (GO): protein binding; ATP binding; protein kinase activity
Source: RefSeq, a predicted model, not a curated record